Hevea brasiliensis (rubber tree) is the source of this 1187-nucleotide messenger RNA. RefSeq lists its product as uncharacterized. The transcript has 2 exons. The coding region runs from base 15 to 617 and encodes 200 amino acids. Lineage: Eukaryota; Viridiplantae; Streptophyta; Magnoliopsida; Malpighiales; Euphorbiaceae. The record is from RefSeq and is a predicted model, not a curated record.
GCAGUUGAACUAAUAUGUCCAAAAACCACCUACACCAAAUUCCUCCAAGUUCCAAACCCAACACUGUUAAUACCCCUCUCUUAUUUUGCCCACCACAGCCCAUGGCCACUGAAGACUUCAGCUUCCCCACAUUCACCGACACCACCUCCUCCGCCAUCGACUCUCCGCCUCUAUGGCGGUUGUCUCCGGUAGCCUCUCCUGAUUCUUGCCAUAGAAUCACUAAAACAGAAGAAGAAGAAGAAGAAGAAGAAGAAGAUAGUGACCAAGAAGAAGACUACCAAGAUUGUUUUCCAACACAGAAACCAAUCAAGGACUCCACCCAAAGAAAGAGCUUUUCAUGGGCAGAGCGAGGUGGAGGUGCAAAGUUGGAUGAUGAUGGUAAAGAUGAAGAUAAAGAGGAAAAGAUGGACAUGUUAUGGGAAGAUUUCAAUGACGAAUUGUUGAUGAAAAGAAUUCGAAGUUCAUCAAGAUUUGAUUCUGAUCAUAUGGUUAAAAUGGGAUGUGUUCAUCAGCUUCAAUCUCUGAGAUCAUCAACCAAAACUACUAAUACUGCCAUGGUUUCACCUGGGAAGCCUCCUGCAGCGUCAACAGCUGCAGGCUUGCUCCACUCUGGUUAAAGAAUCACAAGAAGAAGAUGAAGAAGGAGAAGAAGGUCCAAGUCAGGCCCGCCCAAUAGCAGCGUGCCAUAUCUAGGUAUGGAUGGUUAAUCGUUUUCACAUUUAAAGUCCAGAGCUUAUAAACCAUGUCAACCGUUAGAUGUGAAAUUAGCAUUAAUAUAUAUAAUAACAUAACACUGGAAGGUUGGCCUAGUCCCAUUUCAUCGAGUGAUUAAAGAUAUAUCACUUAUAUUUGAGUCUUUAUAUAAUGAUAGAGUCAGUUUUAAAGUUUUAAAUUCGAAUAUCAAUUAGAAUUAAUUAUAUUAAAAAAAUUUAUAAUAUUAAAACAUUAUAGAAGUUAUACACAUUAUAAAUUGGUAAUUAAUUGUGUACAUAAAUUCUACUCCAUAUAUAUCCUGAUGUUGAAAUGUAGCUUAAGAGGCUACAACUACUAUACAAAUGUAUGUAUAUAUUUUGUUGUAAAUCCCAUGAUUGGAUAAUAUUAAGUUGUAUUUGGAUAGAGACUAGAGAAUCAUUUAAAAUGAAAUAUUUGUUUGUUUAAUUUAAUAUAUAAUUAUCGAUAAGUGUUGG